Molecule: messenger RNA, 932 nt
Organism: Fomitopsis serialis
Lineage: Eukaryota; Fungi; Basidiomycota; Agaricomycetes; Polyporales; Fomitopsidaceae
Product: Conidiation protein 6-domain-containing protein
Exons: 5
Coding region: 389-820 (143 amino acids)
Cellular component (GO): cytoplasm
Source: RefSeq, a predicted model, not a curated record
AUCGAUGACACUCGACUCGCAUCUCGCAAUAAUCAGUACCUCAGUAUGCUUUCUGUGCCCCGCCAAGGCAACGAGGCCACAUACGUACGUAAGUAUGGGACGUGGACGUAGAUGCUCAUUUGCGGCCCCACUGCACAGCAGCUUGGAGCAUCGAUGCGGUUCACUGGGAGCUUCGAAGUCAUUGGGACAAAAGCCCGUCGCGGCCCCGUGACCUAUUUACUCCCAGGCAAGUGGAACGCGCUACGGUCGAGAGCCACAGCGAGGGGUGGGUCGAGGCCUAUGACAGCAACCCCACAGUAUUCCGUCAUAACCAAAUCACUUCGCCUCAUAUUUCAAACACGUUCAAGUUCUGGCUUCUAUACGCUUCACCAGAAGACUACUUACCACGAUGACCACUCACGGAAAGGAUCCCACUCGUGUCGCCGCUGGCCUGAAGGCUGCCAUCAACAACCCCAACGUCAGCGAGGAGGGCCGAGAGCGGGCUGCAGACAGGCUCGACGGGAUCGACGGGAUCGACGGUGGCGCUCAUGGCACCAACGGUAGCACUGCAACCACUUCGGUCGAGGACCAACACCGGAACCGCGAGCUGGGCGGUUACAAAGCGACGCUGCACAAUGACCGUACUUCCGCUCAGGCCAAGGAGCACGCACGAGAGGUGCUCGAGGCCGCCGGCUACACUGUCGAGCCAGGCCCUGGCGUGACUGAGGACGAGCAUCAGACUCGUGUCCUCGCUGGUUACAAGGCUGCUUUGAAUAACCCUCGUGUUUCCGAGGAAGCUAAACAGCACGCCAGGGAGUACCUCAAUGAGUACGGUGCUUGAAUCGAGUUCCCGGUUUGUUAUCGUAUAAAUAUCGAGGGAUAAAUGGUGUAUCAUAGUGUAUCUCAUAGUUGUGUAACACGUCUCCUGUCAAGUCCUUGAAUCUUCCACAGCA